Talaromyces amestolkiae is the source of this 1644-nucleotide messenger RNA. RefSeq lists its product as uncharacterized. NCBI's taxonomy places the organism in Eukaryota, Fungi, Ascomycota, Eurotiomycetes, Eurotiales, Trichocomaceae. Gene Ontology annotation, cellular component: cytoplasm. The coding region runs from base 1 to 1644 and encodes 547 amino acids. Gene Ontology annotation, biological process: aldehyde metabolic process. The record is from RefSeq and is a predicted model, not a curated record. Gene Ontology annotation, molecular function: aldehyde dehydrogenase (NAD+) activity. The transcript has 3 exons.
AUGGUUGUCAACGACGAAUCCAUCAAAAUCCGUCCGCUGGAGUAUACUCCAGUGGAAACCAUCCAGAAGAAAGUCGCUGUAGCUAGAGACGCUUUCUAUGACUCCAAAACCCGUUCGGUGGAGUUCCGCAAACUCCAGCUCCGAAAGCUAUACUGGGCCAUCCACGAUAAUCAAGAUCGCAUGUGUGAAGCGCUGGCGCGUGACAUGGGGAGACCCUCGUACGAAACUCAACUAGCCGAGGUCGUCUGGCUACUAGGAGAAAUUUUGUUCACUUUGAAGAAUCUCGACAAAUGGCUCAAAGAUGAGUCCGCACCUGAUGUUCCUUUGAUCUGGAAGCCAUUGGCACCCAAGAUCCGUAAAGAUCCCAUGGGCACUGUGUUGGUUAUCGGUGCAUGCAAUUACCCUUUUCAACUUACACUAUCUCCAAUGAUCGGUGCUAUCGCGGCCGGUAAUACCGUAGUGAUCAAACCCAGUGAGCAGCCCGUCCACGCGGCUCAGGUUACGCAGGAGAUUGUCGAGUCUGCGUUGGAUCCUUCCUGCUACACCGUGGUGCAGGGUGCAGUCACUGAAAUGCAGGCCCUUUUGGCCGAGAAGUGGGACAAGAUUUUCUUCACUGGUAGCCAGACUGUCGGUCGCAUCGUUUCUAAGGCUGCUGCUCCGCAUAUGACUCCUGUGGUUUUGGAGCUGGGAGGAUUGAACCCUGCUAUUGUUACGCGUCAUGCCGAUCCUCGUAUCGUGGCUCGUCGACUGCUGUGGGCCAAGACCAUCAAUGGUGGACAGACCUGCACAGCUCAGAACUACAUUCUUGUCGAGAAAUCAUUGUUGCCUGCAUUGGUCGACGAGCUGAAGAAGGCUUACAAGUCGUUCUAUCCCAGCGGUAGCAGCAAGGGCCCUGAUUUCACCCGUGUCGUCAAUGAGAAGGCUUUCCAGCGCCUCAAAGCUAUGAUAGACAACAGCAAGGGCAAAAUCAUCAUGGGUGGAGAGGUCGACGAAAAGGAACGAUACAUCGAGCAAACUUUCAUUGAAGUCGACUCCAUCGAAGACUCGAUGGUCAUCAACGAAGCUUUCGGUCCUAUUUGUGCCGUCAUGACCGUCAACAGUGUCGAGGAGGCUAUUAGUCUUGCUCGCAAAGUCCAAGACACCACCCUCGGCGUCGCCGUCUUCGGCAACUCCUCAGACCACCAGAAAGUCAUGGCCGGCCUUCGGUCAGGAAGUGUAUCCCUGAACGAUGCUCAACCACACGUCAAUACCCUUGCCUUUGGUGGUGUCGGCGAAAGUGGUACUGGUGCCUAUCGCGGCCGCUCCAGCAUUGAUGUCUGGACUCAUAGCCGUCCGUACACCAACACCCCCAAGUGGAUGGAAUCUCUGCUCGAUAUUCGUUACCCGCCAUACACAUCUAGCAAGUUGCGUAUGCUCCAAUUGUCAAUGGGCACCACGCCAGACUUUGAUCGCGAAGGUCGUCAGAGUCGAUUCACGUGGUUGAAAUACAUCAUUGGAGGAACACCAACAUCAGCUGCGACUCGUGUUGCUGCUUAUGCCGUCAAUGAUCAAUCCACCACUACCAAUGGUACCAAUGGCACUGUCAAUGGCACUACCAAUGGCACUAUCAGUGGUGACACCAAUGGCGAUUCGCAAGCCAAAUGA